AUGGCCCCCGCCGCAGAAGACGUGCUUGGUGAACUAUACGGCUGGGAUUCGGUAAUUGAAGAUGACUCGUCUCUGUCCGCAAAUGACCCACAACGUGAUGAAGACAAGACAGAGGACGCCUUUGAACAGAUUAUUCACACGGCCAGUGGGGAUGCCAGCGACAUUGUGCUGAGUCUUGCAGCGCAAUUGCUUCAUAAGCACUUUUUUCGCUUCCCACACGUCCAGCUCAACGUAGUAGAGGUCCUUCUAAAGCUCUGUGGACCUCAGCGGUCGCAAGCCGUGCGUAUUCACACGCUUCGUGCGCUGUUACAGAUCACCAAGACGCCCCCAGCUGCUGUUGCUGCGUCGACACCCACAUCUGCGGCUUCUAUUGCACGUAAGAACACGCGUACGUGGCUACAACACAUUAAUGAGGCCGUGCAGACGAUGCUGGACACGGAGAAGUCGUCGGUUAUUUUGCGUCAAGUGACGCCACUGCGCCAAGCGCUCGAGGAGCGACUACAGCCAGAGAAUGAGACGCAAUUAAAUGAGAACAAGAUGAUUUACAAUGGUGACAUGGAGGACGAAAGAGAGAGCAACAUGGAACCGGGCGAGAUGUUGCCGUCGGACCGCAAUUUGAAAAAGCCACGAGACGAAAUGGAAGAGACAGGAGACAAAGAAGACGAUGAACGGGAGCCAAAGAAGACCAAAUACGAUGAUGAUACGAGACCAAUGUCUUCUUCUUAUAAGGAAGGAAAGAUUGUACAGCUUAAUCGUGACUCCAGUAAUGGUGAUAUGUCGCUAGAAUCUUGGAAGAAACCGUCAUUUGAUGGCCGAUCGGCUGAAAAUGAAGGAAGACGCCCGAAGAUUAAUGCGUUCUCGCCGCGUAACUGUCCGCCAUGUCCUUAUUUGUUCUUGGGUAGUGUGCCCCGUCAUACACCUAGUACAGAAGUUGUUGAGUUCUUGGCUCCCGUGUGGCCAGCGAUUGACAGCAUGAGUGUGCAGAUUAAACAGCCAGACAACAAUGCGACGGCUUAUGCGUUUGUAAGCAUGCCAUCCAUUGAGCUUGCGCGCGAAGCUAUUCACUAUGUUGUCGCGAACAAGUUUCGUGGCCGCGUGUUCUUGAAUGCAAACUUUGCUCGUGGACCACCGGUGGAUACGGUGCUCUUUGUGGAGCGAACGGGUGAAGAUGUGAAAAUGGAGGACAAGGGAGCUGUUCGUGAGUUUGACUUUUCCAAGUGUGACCCGGAAGUUUGGGAUGUGCUGUGUCAGCAGCUGGAGCGUUUUGGUCCAUUGUCGCACGCAGAGAACGGUUGCGUGCGCUUUCGUAGCUCGGAUCAUGCCAAGGCAGCGAUUCGUAAGCAGCUUUUUACUGUGAUGGGAUACGAGAUUUACCCUGUGUACGACACGAAAGAACAGUUUGCGAUUGAUUCGACGCGUCGUGGACCAAAAGCACACAACAAGAAGGGAUUUACUCUGAAGUCGGGACGACUCGUUGGAGGAGAUUCAGAUUAUCGCGGCAGUAAGAAUCACCACUAUAAGGAAGACGCUGACUUCAUGGUUGGUUCGAAUGGACGUCAUGAACGCGAUCGAGUUAUGUCAAUGACGUACGGUGAAAGCAGUCAUAGCCCCCUUCGUAGCGAUCAUGAGAGCGCUCGUGGGCGCUCGCGUCCCCACUCACCCAAGCCUCGCAAUGUUGAUGAUCGCUACGAUAUACCUAUGGGCGGGUUCUCGAAGGACCGACGUCCGCCUCACUUGCGUUCUAGGUCCCCUGUGUCCUUGAUGAAGAAUCCACUUUUGCACGAAAGUGGAUAUGGUCCACCGACAGACAAGGAAAAUCGUCGUGAAUUUCGUAGUGGUAAGUACAGCCGUCGUUCACCGUCUCCGAUGGAUGUCAAAGGUCAUGAGAGCGCGGCCCAUAUUGAACUGCGCGGGCGACCCCGUGAGCGUGAAGGUUCUUGGAUGGGCCCACGUUCCACUGGUGAAUCGCGUGAGCGUCUUGAAUCUCGAGAGGAGGGUCGAGGACAUAGCAACUUUCGCAGUGCUAGUCCUUCUCCAUCCCCUCCACAACGUAGCCGGAAAGAGGGUCGUGGAAUGCAGCGUUCAGGUGACUACCGACGUGGUGGUGACUCCAUUGAAGGUCGUCGUCAAAUCUACCGAGAACCUCUGCGGGAGGAUCGUGGUAGGAUGCAUCCGCCAGUUCUUUCCGACGGUGUUCUGGAUUUACCUCGUAGCCGUAGCCGCAGCCUACAACGGGUUGGGAAAUACGCGACUGGAUCAUCCAAAAGUCGACCUCGGUCACGCUCGCGGUCGCCUCAGCAUGAUGUGAGGAUGGAAAGUAGUUUAACUGUACGGUCUAGCCGAUACCGGUCAGUUGGGAACCAGCCUUCUGAAGAACGCCCACGCGUUGCGGAUGAUCGCUCUAUAGCGGAAGUUGCUCGCGACGAACAGCAGGAGCGUCAGCGAUUUUUCGAACAACAGCAGCAGCAAGGUCGUCGUGACUUGCACGAUGCUGAUUUGAGUCGCUAUGGUGCAGGUCGUGGAGGCGGGCGAAGUGGUGGCCGCGGUCGUGGUCGUGGUCGUGGUGAUCGAUAUCACGUGCCACAGGCUUACAGAGGCGGUCGAAGCGGGGCAAUGUACCAUCAUGACUUACCGCCACCCAAGGGUCGUUCACCUUCCCCAUUGCCGCCUUCCAUUCAUCAUCGCUCAGUAUCCCCACCGCCGCACGCUCGCCCGCGCUCAUCUUCUCCUGUCCCACCUUCCCAGCAGCAGCGCGAACUUUAUGGCCGUGGACGUCGUGGAGAGUAUGCACCGCGUGGUCGCGAAUCUGGCUACUCACCGCCGCCAUCACCUUUACAUCCAGGUUCUUACGGAAUGGGACCUGCGGGUCCGUCCGACCGUCACGAUUAUGACCCGGAGAUUGACAGCCGUAUGGAUCAUGGGCCUAACCGUCAUCAGCACCGUCACCACUCGCGUCACGAUCGAAGUCGGGACGACAAAGGUCAUCGCAGUCACCGUGAGAAACGAGAGAAGCGUUUGUCUCGCCCGGAACGAUCGAUGACCCCGUCACCAAUUCGUGAAGAAGACACUUCUGGAUCCAGUGGGAGGAAGUCAGGACAUUCUCCGCAUCGAUCUUUCAACCGCCGUUCUGAAGGUGGCAACCAAGCUGAAGAAGCGUCUGGAAAUGAUAAGCAAACUCGGUCGAAGAAUGAAGAUGAUUCGCAACCUCAGGAGAAGGAGGUGAAGAAUGGAGGAGCACGCUUGGCGCGCGACGAGUUGUUCGCGGGCAUGGAUGAUUUGACCGUGGACUACGAAGAAGACGACGAGUAA
Molecule: messenger RNA, 3309 nt
Organism: Peronospora farinosa
Lineage: Eukaryota; Oomycota; Peronosporomycetes; Peronosporales; Peronosporaceae
Source: the annotation of a GenBank genome assembly